Messenger RNA from Myotis myotis, 1456 nucleotides. RefSeq names its product RAB4A, member RAS oncogene family (gene RAB4A). Gene Ontology annotation, molecular function: GTP binding; GTPase activity. Gene Ontology annotation, biological process: Rab protein signal transduction; regulation of endocytosis. Gene Ontology annotation, cellular component: postsynaptic recycling endosome. Lineage: Eukaryota; Metazoa; Chordata; Mammalia; Chiroptera; Vespertilionidae. The transcript is spliced from 8 exons. Bases 214 to 870 code for a protein of 218 amino acids. The record is from RefSeq and is a predicted model, not a curated record.
CGGAGCGGAGUGCGCCUGCGCGGAGCCGGCAGUCCCGCUGGGCCGCAGCCGCGGGGUGGCGGGCGGUUGCCUUGGGGACCGCGGGCCCCUCCCUCCUCGGUCCCCGCCCCACGCCGUUCGCCACCGCGACGCGGCGGACGACCCCGGCCCUCCCCUCCCGCCGCCCGGCCGGCGCUGCAGCCGUGACCCGCGAGAGGCGGCGCCGCUCCCAAGAUGUCGCAGACGGCCAUGUCCGAGACCUACGAUUUCUUGUUUAAAUUCCUGGUUAUCGGAAAUGCAGGAACUGGCAAGUCGUGCCUGCUUCAUCAGUUUAUUGAAAAAAAAUUCAAAGAUGACUCCAAUCAUACCAUAGGAGUGGAAUUUGGUUCAAAGAUAAUAAAUGUUGGUGGUAAAUACGUGAAGUUGCAGAUAUGGGAUACAGCCGGCCAGGAGCGAUUCAGGUCCGUGACCAGGAGCUACUACAGAGGCGCCGCCGGGGCCCUGCUCGCCUACGACAUCACCAGCCGAGAAACCUACAAUGCGCUUACUAAUUGGUUAACAGAUGCCAGAAUGCUCGCCAGCCAGAACAUCGUCAUCAUCCUCUGCGGGAACAAGAAGGACCUGGACGCGGACCGGGAAGUGACUUUCUUAGAAGCCUCCAGAUUCGCUCAAGAAAAUGAACUGAUGUUUUUGGAAACGAGCGCCCUGACGGGGGAGAAUGUGGAAGAGGCCUUCGUUCAGUGCGCAAGGAAAAUCCUUAACAAAAUCGAAUCAGGUGAGCUGGACCCAGAAAGGAUGGGCUCAGGCAUCCAGUACGGAGACGCGGCCUUGAGGCAGCUGCGCUCGCCGCGCCGCUCGCAGGGCCCGGGCGCUCAGGAGUGCGGCUGCUAGACCAGCGGGAGGGCAGAGGUGUUCGAACAGUGGUAUUUGGGAAGCAAUUGUUGGAGCUGAAGAAGAAGUUUUUUUACCACCAUCCUUUUCUACUUUAUGCAGAAGUAGAUCUUUGUGCAGGAAAAAAAAGUGAUUGGGUGUGUGUAAGCCUGUAAAUGUGCACAGCAAACCACGUGGUAAAUCGAAUUCCAUGGACAAUGCCAUGAAGUGUACAUGUAUGUAAACUGUCCUGUCCCAUGUUCCCUUCCCUGGGGUUAAUCCUGGCUGUGUACUGUAUAUACUCGAGCCCCCGUGUCCCUGCAGCAUGGUAUCUCAUGUAUGAUAUAAUAGAAUGUUACACUAACGGCGGUCCAAUAUUUUAUUUUUUGUAACCAUAUGAACGAAAGCCUGCAGGUGUGAGUGCGCCUGGCCCCUCGCGCUGGCUGUGUCGCACGUGGGUGAUGUUCGUGACCUGCUCCGCUCCGCGGCGGUGGCCAGGGCAGAGCGGUUCAUGCCGUUUGCCGCGGUCCGCGGGGCGUCUCGGGGCGUCGCCGGGAGCGCUGUCAGUAAUUAGGCACCGAAAUAAAGCCCAAAUGGAGUUUUCCUC